AUGUCGGGUAUCAGAAAACAGGGUGAUAUCUCCAAAGCACCAACCCCGCAGAAUACUCCAUCGAGCGUGGCUAACUCAUAUUUGAAGCAGCAGCCACCAUCCGUCUCUACCAUUAGCGAAGAGGAUGAGAACAACUUGAGCAAACAAUUAGCUAACAACCCUGCACUUUUGCUGAUGAUCCAGGGCAAGCUCGGCUCGCUUGUGGGUCAGCAGAGUGGGUACAUUGAAGGAUUGCCUGCUGUUGUUAAGAAGCGUGUCAUGGGCUUGAAGGCUGUCCAGCUGCAGCAAAUGAAGUUGGAGGCCGAGUUCCAGAGAGACUUGUUAGAGUUGGAGAAGAAAUACUUCAAGAAGUACGAGCCAUUGUACGAGAGAAGAAAGGACAUCAUCAACGGUGUCCAGGAACCCACUGCCGAUGAGGUUGAGGUGGGUGAGUCCUUGGAGGAGAAGGAAGAGGAUGAGGAGGAGGAAGAAGAGGAGGAGGAUGCCGAAGACGAUACCAAGGGUAUUCCAAACUUCUGGUUGACGGCUUUGGAGAACUUGACCACCGUCAGCGAGACUAUCACCGAGAGAGACAGCGAAGUCUUGCUGCACUUGAAGGACAUCCGUAUGGAGUACUUGGAGACGCCCGGCUUUGAGUUGAUCUUUGAGUUUGACCAGAACUCUUUCUUUAGCAACCAGGUGUUGACAAAGACCUAUCAUUACCAGGCUGAAUUGGGUUACUCUGGUGACUUUGUGUAUGACCACGCCGACGGCUGUGAGAUCAACUGGAAGUCCAAGGAGAACAAUGUGACAAUCAACAUUGAGAGAAGAAAGCAGCGUAACAAGAACACCAAGCAGACGAGAACCAUUGAGAAGUUGACGCCCACAGAGUCGUUUUUCAACUUCUUUGACCCACCUAAGCCACCAAAGGCCGAAGAGCUGGAUGAGGAAGAAGAGGAGGACGAGGAGCAGGAGGCUGACUUGGAGGCGCGUCUCGAGUUGGACUAUCAAUUAGGUGAGGAAAUCAAGGACCGUUUGAUUCCUCGUGCGGUGGACUGGUUCACAGGCGACGCUGUUGACUAUGGAUUCCCUGAAGAUCUUGAAGACGGCGAGGAAGAUGAGGAUGAGUUUGACAGCGAGGUUGACAGCGAUGAGGAUGAGGAGGAGGGCAUUGACGAGACUGGCCCCAAGGAGAACCCACCAGAGUGCAAACAGCAGUAA
Molecule: messenger RNA, 1200 nt
Organism: Candidozyma duobushaemuli
Lineage: Eukaryota; Fungi; Ascomycota; Pichiomycetes; Serinales; Metschnikowiaceae
Gene: NAP1
Product: histone chaperone
Exons: 1
Coding region: 1-1200 (399 amino acids)
Biological process (GO): nucleosome assembly
Cellular component (GO): chromatin; nucleus
Molecular function (GO): histone binding; chromatin binding
Source: RefSeq, a predicted model, not a curated record